Closterium sp. Yama58-4 is the source of this 5661-nucleotide messenger RNA. Lineage: Eukaryota; Viridiplantae; Streptophyta; Zygnematophyceae; Desmidiales; Closteriaceae. The record is from the annotation of a GenBank genome assembly.
AUGAAUGGAGUGGCGUUAAGAAGAACUAAUGUAGUGCUGCAGCGAGAAAUACGGGUAGAGCAAGAGGAGUUGAUCGAGGAGCAGGAGACGUUGAUAGACGAGCACGAGCCAAGCGCGAUGGAGGGCUGGCAAGAAGACAACGGACGGCUGUUAUUGAUCGAUGGCCAUCCUGUGGUGUACCGGGCUUAUCACCAGAUAUCAGCGCGGUUACACCACAGUGGUUACAACACCUUCGCGCAUGACGAGGACGUCAUGGGCACGCUCUUCAAGUCAUUCGAGCAGAUCGUCAACCUUUUAGCGAUGCUCCCAACACACGUUGCACUGGUGUUCGACCAUGGGGACCCCACGUUCCGCCACGAGUCCUUCCAGGGCUACAAGAGCACGCGCCCGCCUCGCCCUGGUGCUGUGGCACGCGCCAUGGAGCUCAUGCAGGCUGCUCUGCGCGCGCUGGAGCUGCCCUCCUUUGCGAUAUCCGGAGUGGAGGCGGAUGAUGUGAUUGCAACUCUCGCAAAAGAGGCGCUCGAGAAUGGAAUGAAGGUGCGCAUAGCAUCACCUGACAAGGAUUUCUUCCAGCUGCUGUCCCCCAACCUCAAGAUGCUGCGACCCACGCAGCGCCCCAAGCGAGGCAACCCGCGCUACCCCACGUCGCACUUCUACACGUACGCAGAGGAGGACUUUUGGAGGGACUGGGGCGACGUGGAUCCGCCGCUCUUUGCUGACGUCCUCGCCCUCAUGGGUGACGUCAGCGACAACAUUCCUGGGGCGCGUGGCAUCGGCCGCAAGAACGCACCCAAGCUUGUCCGCAAAUACGGGUCAGUGGAGCAGAUACUGGAGCGACCAGAGCAGAUAUUGGACAAGAGGGGACGAGAGGCAGUAAUAGCCAGCAGAGAAUUAAUCAUCCAAUCAAAGGAGCUGGUAUCGUUGCGCAUGAAUGUGCCACACGGCAAGACAUGGGACGACCUCCGCUUUCACCCACCCGCAGAUGGUGGCGUUGAUUUUUGGAAGUUCAUGCAAACAUUGGAAGAGGAUUCAAUUCAAAUGAAGUCUGGCAUAAGGAAACGAUUGGAGGCAAUCCUGCUCGCGCCUGCCUCCCCGCCCCGCUUCCAAUCCCCCCUGCGCAAUGCGAGCCCCGACCCCAGGCCUGCCAGCAGAGGUUUCGGCCGUGGUCCCGCUGGUGCUGCCUCCUCGUCCUCCUCCUCGUUCAACCAGCUAACUCUACUCGCCUCUGGCGAUGAGAGAUCAGGAUCCCCGGCUCCAUCAUCCUCAGGAGCACAAUUCGGUUCAGGAGCAGCAGCAGGAGGAGGAGGAGGAGGAGGAGGAAUGGGAAUGGGUAGCCGUACCCCCAUGACCGCCCCUCCCGCUACUCGCAGCCGCAUGGCUGCUUACUCCUCUCCCUCCCCAGACCCUCGUUACCCCAGUCCAGGUCACUCAUCCGGGUAUGACUCAGAGUCGUCCCCCUCCGUUGCUGACGUGGCAGCUGCUGCCCUGUCCGACGUGUCAGAGGAGGAUUUGCAGACGAGAACCCCGGUGAUGGUGGGGAAGCGGGCGCUGAUGGGAGUGGAGGGCAUGGGCAUGUCAGGGUCGCCCGGGUUCCUGUCGGGCUUCAUAGCGUCCCGCCCCAAGAAUGAUCGCGCUGAGAUGCUUGACCCGAAAUUUUACCUCGAGUCGUUUGACGCAGUGAGGGCGGAGCUGGAGCAACUACCGAGCGACACGUUGGCGCUGCAGCAGCUGGGCAUGCACAGUGGGCGGCGGCUGCUGCAGCUGGACGUAAUUACGGAGCAGCUGGCCACGCAGGUCAUGAAUCACCACCAGAAAAUGGUGCAAGGAAUGCAGCUGGUGGGGGAGCUGGACCGAGAGCUGCGGGUGGUGUCUGUCAUCUGCCGGAACGCGCGGAGGCAUCUGAACAAGGCGAUGGAGGAGGUUGCGAGCGACCUGGUGGUGGCUGCCAGUGUCAACAAGAAGAAGAUGCUCACUAGCAUGCUGCCAGUGCUGAUGCGCAUGCAACAGGUGGUGGACGUGAGGGGGCGCAUGGACGCGUGCAUUGACGAGGGCGACUUUGCCCGUGCCCUGCGCCUGUGCUCGCACUGCCUUGUGCUCAUCGAACAGAACGCCCAGCUGGCAGCGAUACGAGACAUGAACAUCAGCAUCGAGGAGUGGCUCACCCGGGUGGUGGAUCAUGUGGACGCGCUACUUUUCACUGUCUGCAAGUCCUUCGACUCACCUUCUUAUGCCGUCGUGAUUGAUGCCUAUGCAGUGAUGGAUGAUGCAGCCACACUGGCAGACAAGGUUCAGAACUUCUUUGCCCAGUCUGUCGUCACCUGCACCUACGACACACUGCUGCAGUUCCUCGAGCAGGCAAUGGGGGAGGAUGAUGGGCACAGAAGCAGGCUGGCCUACAGUGAGCUGUGUAUCGAGCUGCCGGACGGCGUGUUCCGUCUGUGUCUGCUGCGCACUCUGCGUGUGCUCUUUGACCUCUUCUCAUCACACCACCACAUGAUGACGUGGCGUCACCCCUACGUCAAGCGCCCCAACACCAUGUCAAUGGACCGCUUCCCCCGCAUGGCAGCACCGGACCCCGUGUGUGCCUCAGCGCCUGUCUCUGCUUCCUCCUCUGCCUCCGACCUCCCCCAACUCGCCCGCAUUCCCACUCCACCCGCCGGCCUCCCCCGCUCCUCCUCCGGCUCGGCUGUUUCUGGUGGUGCUGCUGCUGCUGGCGCCGCUGGUGGUGGUAGUGCUGCUGCUGGUGGUGCCUCUAGUGGUGCUGGUGAGGCAAACGGGGCUGCAGCUUCUGAGGGCGCAGCAGCAGCAGGUGCUGAGGGCAGUGCGGGCAGUGCUUCGCGAGAGGGGUUGCAUGCAAGGCGGAGGUCCCACAGCCUGGUGAUUGAGAUCCCUGGGGGUGGUGACCAGCUGCAGGAGAAAGCUGAGGAGGGGGAUGGUGAGAGGGACAACGGGGCUGAACCAGGGAAAGGGCAAGAUGGGGAGAGAAAAGGCGGGAUUGAGGGUGCUGGUGGGUCAGACGGACAGAAAUCAGGUGCACAGAGGACAGAAGCACAGAGGUCAAGUUCAGAAAGGACAGACGCUCAGGUGCAGCAGAAGACAGGGCAUGCGGCGUUGCAGCAGCAGAGGCGGCAGGUGAGGAGGUCGUCAAGUGAGGGGCACAACGAGGCAUGGAGCAGCGCUGGUGCUGCUGCUGCUGCUGUUGCUGCUGCUGGUGCUGAGGCUCUGGUGAGAGACGGCCGCCCUCCCAUCCCCUCUGCAGGGCCUUCUGGGACAGAAGGCAUUGCGGCAGCAGCUGUCGCAGCUGCAGCUGCAGCAGCAGCAGGCGUUGGUGGUGGAGUUGACGAGAGGAGCAGAAAUCGGGGUGGGGGAGCGGACAUGGCACUGAGAACAGACGAUGUGAUGAUGAUGGGGAGUGACUUUAGGGAAGGGUCGCUGGCGGAUCUGCCACCCAACGUGGCACGCAAGAUGCGCGUCAGCACCACGGCUGCAGUCUGCCGCGCGCUGCAGAAGAACAGGAAGGCCGUGUGGGAGCUUGCGGCUCGCCGCGUGGGUGCGCUGCUCACUGCGCCCGCACUCUGCUCCGGGUCCUCUCAGCAGUUCCUCCAGGUGGGUUUGGGGAGCGGAGCAGAUGGGCAAGUUCCCAUCGCAGCAGUGUGCGAGGCGUUCACUUGGUGCACGCGGCACUGCCCAGUAGGAGAAGCGUUUACAGGGGUGGAGGCGGCUGGGCUGAGAACUAAAAUGGUGAAGCAGAGCGAGGUAUACUUCAACACCUUCCACCGCCAGAACCUCAAGGUGCUGAAGAUGGUUCUCGAACGGGAGACAUGGCAGCGCCUACCACCAGAGACCAUCCACACGCUCCGACUCAUCAGCCUCACCACCUCCUCCGCUCCCUCCCCUCUUUCCCAUCACGUGCCAGGUGCUGAAGAUGGUUCUCGAACGGGAGACAUGGCAGCGCCUACCACCAGAGACCAUCCACACGCUCCGACUCAUCAGCCUCACCACCUCCUCCGCUCCCUCCCCUCUUUCCCAUCACGUGCCAGCUCGGGUGGUGAGGGAGCGAAGGAGAGAAGGGAUUUUAGGGAGUGGUUGGACCGAGGGAACCCGUUUGCAGCAGUGGAGGCGGGGGAGGAGGAGGCAGCGGAGGGGAGAGAGGGAGGGGAGAGGGCGGAGGGUGGUGAAAGGAGCAGCAGCGGGAGUGGGGGAGGGACAGUCGGCAGGGAAGGGGGAGCAGGAGCUGGGUCUGGUGAUGCUGCAGCCUCAGCAUCAGGGGCAGCAGCAGGGGCGAGGGAGGGGGGAGAAGCAAGCAGCAGAGAGCAAUCAGGGAACCCACAGGGGCGGAUUCUCCCAGGGGGCCGAGCAGAGUCAGACAGAGCGAGCCGAGGAGACCGGAACCAACCCUCAGCGAGGGGGGGAGGAGCUCGGGGCAGGUUGAGUGCGGAUGGGGAGGGGGUAGGGGAGGGUGAGGAGGACGAGGACGAGAGGGAGGAGCUUAUGGCUGAUUAUAUAGACGAGGAGGAGGUGGGGGUGUCGGCAGCUGUGCUGGCAGGCAGGGGCAGGAGGAGUUCGGAGGCAGGAGGGGGAAAUGUGGGGGGUGGAGGCGGGCUGGACACGGGUCUUGCGCUCACUGGCGCUGCUCUCACUGUCGUCAGGCUCAUGGAUCGGUACACUCGACUCAUGGGGUUGCUGCCUCCCAUCGCUUCUGGAAUCUUCGCUGGUCUGUGCCAGCUGUUUGACCUCUACCUCGUGACAGUGUUCCGGCUGUUCGGCAGCCCUGAUGCCGUCAGCACACUGCGCUCUUCUGAUCCUGCUGCUGCCGCCCUGCUGACCCCCAAGCUGCGCACCACGCUGGCACGUGUCGCGCAGGGAUUGGACGACGCGCGCAACAAGCCCAUCUCGUCCCUCUCCCCCACCGGCACUCCCCCUGCGACUGGAGCAGCGGCAGCAGCAGCGCUGGGGGAAGCAGCAGCCGCGGCUGCAGCAGCAGCAGUGGAGGCGGUUGGGGACAUGCUGCGGCAGAGCAAGCCGCGCUUCCAGUCGCUGCUCGCCCCGCCUUCCUGGACCAACAUGGACGUCUUCUAUGCGCGCACGCUGGACGCAGUACCGGACCUGUGGGAGCAUGUGCUGCGCACGCUCGUGAAGCUGCUGCUGAACAUAGCAGGCACAGCGGAUCGAAUUGCUGCUGUCAACUGGGAGCCGGCUGACAUCGGCACACAGCACAACAUCUAUGUGGAGAAUCUGGUUGCCGAGUUCCGCCUUUUCGCCCACCGCUUGGGCCAGUCUGGAGCACCUCGACAGGUGCAGGACCAGCUGGUGGCAUACGGAUUGGACGAGCUCUGUGACGUCAUGCUCGACGGCAUCUGCCGGGUCAAGAAGUGCAACAGCAAUGGCCGCGCCCUCAUGUCCCUUGACCUUCAGGUGCUGGUGCAGGGUCUGCAGCCCAUAGUGGGGCGGGGGGCAGUCAAGGGGCUACAGCUGGUAGACAACUACAUCAAGGCAUUCUACUUGAGUGAGAGUCAGAUCAUCGACUGGGUACGAGCACAUCCGGAAUACACGAAAGCGCAGGUGAUAGCAUUGGUGGUGAUGGCUGCUAAUGGUGGCAACUGGAAACUGAAGAACAAGUUUGAGAUUAUUAAGAAGAUUGAUACUGGUGAUUUGACUUGA